This is a messenger RNA of Anguilla rostrata (American eel), 9317 nucleotides long. It is a transcript of the gene kcnc1a, whose product is annotated as potassium voltage-gated channel, Shaw-related subfamily, member 1a. Lineage: Eukaryota; Metazoa; Chordata; Actinopteri; Anguilliformes; Anguillidae. The coding region runs from base 1237 to 3033 and encodes 598 amino acids. Gene Ontology annotation, biological process: protein homooligomerization; potassium ion transmembrane transport. The transcript is spliced from 4 exons. Gene Ontology annotation, cellular component: voltage-gated potassium channel complex; axon terminus; dendrite membrane. Gene Ontology annotation, molecular function: delayed rectifier potassium channel activity; protein binding. The record is from RefSeq and is a predicted model, not a curated record.
GGUAGUGCUGCGCCUCUGCAGGACUGUCAAGCUCCGAGCGGCUCCUGCUCACUGCGCCUAGCAGCAAGCAACAUGAACGAAGAGAGGGAGGGGCAGACAUAAAGCAAGCAAAUCGCCUCCGUGAGAAAAAAAAAAUUACGAACCUUCUCGUACCCCAUUGUAAUACCAGCAUUGCUGUUUAUUUCGGUCUGAUUAUGGUGCGUUUGAUUAAAGCAAGACAACAGGGCGCGGUUUAGAAUGUAUACACGAUUUUUGUGAGUUGGGGGAGAGGAAUUCGUAAAUAUAGGACCCCCUCCUCCCCUUGUUGCUGCAGCAUCUUUUCAGCGUAAUUUCAAAGGGAGAACACAACGACGCGCUUAUCAACGCAAACGAUGUGUAGUAGUAGGCUACAACUUCCUACGGAUUGCUUGGCUUGGGCAUCACAAUUGAGGAUUGAGAGGAGUAUCGAUCGGUCAGUAAAUAAAUAAAUAAACUGGCGUGUAACAGUGCUUAAGAUGACCCUGUAGUCAUUGCCGACUCCAGGAACAGAAUCAGCGACGGAGAACGGAAUACAAGUCUGUUUUUUUUUUUUUUUACAAAAAAGAGGAACAUUUUGAAAGGGAAAAGGUCUCGAUGAGGGCACCGGGCUGUGCUCAGACCCACUGGUGCUGUCCGUUCAGCACCACUGCCGUCACCUUGCGCUGAAUGUCAUCAGGCGCUGAGAAUAAUUUCCUAGUCGACGGAUCUGGGUCUGGGUCUGGGCUUUUAGUGCCAAGGAAAACGCAUUUUCAAUUUUCUUCUGUGUUUUUGGAAAUAUGAUUGUUUUUUACGUUCUAUUUUUCGUGAUAUUGUGUUUAGUGGCAACAUUUUAGAUAUGUAUGUUUUCCUUGUGCUUCUGGCAGCAGCUACACACCGGUGAUCACUUGCUAUGACAACCGCUUGAAGCAGCCGUAGAAGUGUUCAUUGGCUCUCAAUAUAAGCUGUUGCGAUUUCGUAUUUUUUGUUUUUGUUUUCUUACUUUUUUUAACCGGAGCCACACAUAUCUUUCUCCCCUAUAUCUUGAUUUCUGAGCUUUAUUAUUAGUAUUUUCAUCUUUUCUCAUUCCGAUCCCUAUCCCUUAAUUCCCCCUUCACCUCUUGCACGUGUCGUCCCUGUCCUGUGUACGAUUUAGCUAUUAUUACUGCAGUUAGAGGUUUCCCCGUGUACGGAUAGCGUUGCAAUGCCUGGGACUUAUUCGAGACAUGCCUAAGGGACGCGAUGGGCCAAGGCGACGAGAACGAUCGCAUUGUAAUAAACGUGGGAGGGACCAGACACCAGACUUACCGCAGCACCCUGCGCACUCUGCCGGGCACCCGAUUAGCCUGGCUCGCUGAACCCGAUGCGCACGGCCACUUUGACUAUGAUCCUAAGAUUGACGAGUUCUUCUUUGAUCGGCAUCCAGGCGUGUUUGCACACAUCCUCAACUACUACAGAACCGGCAAGUUACACUGCCCUGCAGAUGUAUGCGGGCCCUUGUAUGAAGAAGAGUUGGCGUUCUGGGGUAUCGAUGAGACGGACGUGGAACCAUGCUGUUGGAUGACCUAUCGACAGCACCGUGAAGCUGAAGAGGCGCUGGAUAGCUUCGGUGGAGGAGCCCUCGACAUGGGCAAUGAGGAGGCUGAUGGGGAUGGCAUGGGGGACUCGGGAGACGGCGACGAGGAGCUGGAAAUGACUAAGAGACUGGCACUGGGGGACUCCCUGGAUGCCAAAUCUGCGGGACUUUGGAGGCGCUGGCAACGGCGCGUAUGGGCACUAUUUGAAGAUCCUUAUUCUUCAAAAUAUGCAAGAUGGGUGGCAUUUGCAUCACUCUUCUUCAUCCUGGUGUCCAUCACCACAUUCUGCCUGGAGACGCACGAGGCCUUCAAUCCGAUCACCAAUCGUACAGAGACGGAUGUGGUGGAAAACGGCACAGUCGACCGUGUAUUCCAGGAGACUGAGACAGUGGUUUACCUAACCUACAUUGAGGGAGUGUGUGUGGUGUGGUUCACCUUCGAGUUCCUCAUGCGCAUCACCUUUUGUCCAGACAAGUUGGAGUUUAUCCGAAACACCCUCAACAUUAUUGACUUUGUGGCUAUCCUGCCCUUCUACCUGGAGGUGGGACUGAGUGGCCUGUCUUCCAAAGCUGCCAAGGAUGUGUUGGGGUUCCUGCGUGUUGUGCGAUUUGUGCGUAUUCUACGCAUCUUCAAGCUUACGCGCCACUUUGUGGGCCUACGAGUGUUGGGCCACACCCUGCGGGCCAGCACCAAUGAGUUCUUGCUUCUCAUCAUCUUCCUGGCCCUGGGAGUGCUCAUUUUCGCCACCAUGAUUUACUAUGCUGAGCGUAUUGGGGCCAAGCCUAAUGAUCCACGAGCCAGUGAGCACACGCACUUCAAGAACAUCCCCAUUGGGUUCUGGUGGGCUGUGGUGACCAUGACCACUCUAGGCUAUGGGGACAUGUACCCCCAGACGUGGUCAGGAAUGCUGGUGGGUGCCCUGUGUGCCCUUGCCGGAGUGUUGACCAUUGCCAUGCCUGUUCCUGUCAUUGUUAACAACUUUGGAAUGUACUACUCAUUGGCAAUGGCUAAACAGAAGCUACCAAAGAAAAAAAACAAGCAUAUCCCACGGGCCCCUCAGCUUGGCUCCCCUAAUUACUGUAAGUCGGGUGUAAACUCGCCACAUCACAGCACACAGAGCGACACGUGCCCCCUGGCACAAGAAGAGAUAUUAGAAAUAAACAGAGCAGAUUCCAAAGUGAAUGGGGAGGCAGCUAAGGCGGCGUUGGCCAAUGAAGAUUGUCCUCAUAUAGACCAGGCCAUGUCGCCUGAGGACGGCCAGAUCUUUAGCCCAAGCGACAGAAGUGAACAGCCCUGCUUCCUCGUAGCCACGGGUGAGAGGCGAGGCCACACAGGGGGAAGAGUGAGGAAGGAGACCCAUCGACUGGGCCGGCGCAGACAACCCACAGAAUCAGUAUGUGUCAUGAACCAUGGUGUCCCAACCACAAUGUGUCUGAAUCAUAAAGCCCCCUCCCCAACCUGAUAACGCUGUAGUCUGUUUGUGUACAUAGAUGAGCGCCAUGGAGAGAGCAUGGGCAAAGAUGACAGCCAUGCCACGAGCUCAGCGUAGAUGUUGCACAGAAGAAGCUUUGUUGUCCUGCCUUGUGUACUUGUGUGCUCUGUAACUGUUGUUAUAGUUGGUGUAAUGUGUGUUUGUGUGUGUGUGUGUGUGUGUGCGCGCGUGUGUAUGUGUGUCAGUGUUGUAAAUAUGCUUCUUUUGUGUUUGUGUUGCCCAGCCCCAUGUGACUCCUUAAAAGACUGACUAUCCACGAUUUUUACAUGUCUGUAAAUAAGUCACUUAUGUCUUUUACCCUCUGCAGUGAUAAUGAUGACCAAAUAUUCCCAAAUUGUGUUUAGCCAGGGGAAAACAUAUUAGACAUAUUGAUGUAUUUUUUUCUUUGUACUGUGAUUGACACAUCUGGGUUGCCUUAGGCUGUGUUUGCACCUGUGGACUUUUACAUUCCUUUCAGUAGAUUGGAGGUUUCUGAUACGUUUCCUACUUCCUUCUGUUUGAAGAGGUAAAGACUCUGUUUCUGCCAUAAACUGGGACAGUAUCCAUCCACACAAGUAGAGUCCACCACUGUUCUCGUACUGCAUAUUCUCAAAAUCAAAUUAGGGCAUAAUCUAUAUAAAAUAGUACUUUUAAGAGAAUUCAAACUUACAAGGAAGUUGAUUUAGAUCCCAAAUUUCAUAUUUGUCCAUUUGUUUGAUUUGUACCAAUGUAAUACAAACAAGUAUUACAUUGGAAUGAGAACACCACCAAGCUGCCGAUAUUACAUCAGAUAUAAGAUAUUAGGACAUAUUUAAUAAAACACCAAAAAGUGAUUAAAAUUCAAAGAGAUAAAAAUAUAAUCCAGCAUCAAAUGUUUUCCGUGGUCAUAUGUACAAAUAUGAGUAAUCUCAAUGAGCUCACUGCAAUAAGGGGCACAAAUAGAUAAUAUUUUUGCAUUAUAAAACUGUACCAGGAAUAUAUGGGGAUGGAGGUUGUGGAACGCCCAUUCUGGGUGAGCUGGUGUCACUUUACUUUACAUUUUAAUAGUGACAUUUUUACAAUUAAUCUGACUGAAUUAAAAAUAUAUAGGUUAAAUAUAGUAUUGCCUAUUUUACGUCCAGAAACUAGUGAAUUUUGCAUCAAAGGCAUGCAAAUGAAAAAUGUGUUAUUUGUAUUUGUAAAAGAAAUAUGAGUACCAUAGAUCCUACCCAUAAAUUAUAAUAUAGUAAUUAUUCAAUACACAGAAACCAAAACCAAGAGGCCAGCCUCAUGGCCUUCAUGUUGCCAUCAUUAGACUUCCAACAUAAAGUUGCAAAGGGCAUUAGAUCAGGGUUACUUUCUACAAUUUCAACCAAUUUUUAAUCUAAUGGCAUUUAUGUAUUUACAGACCCCCUUCUCUCAAUAGGAAAUGUAUACAAAGAAAUUGGACAGCAAAAGUGUGUUUGGACACACAAGUUCAAAUUGAUGAGGAAUUCUACAGUACUUUUAGCAAUACCAAUGACUGUUUAAUUGAACAAAAAUGAAACAAGAUCCCUGUGUUGGGAAUUUGUUAACUAUUUUUACAAAUUGUUUUGAAUUACCUAAUGUCCUUUGCUGUGAGUGGCAACACUGUAGCUAGCACUUCCCUUAGAGAAGUCAUUUCAGAGUUUUAAAAUAUCCUUAGAUGAAUGAAAUAAUUCUGAUGAACAGUAUACAUAGUGAAAGUUCUAACAAUAUGGAUCAACAGAUCCAUAUAAUAAAUUACCACUGGUUGCUAAUUUAUUCAGCAAGAAUUCACUUGACCUCUAUACUGGUAUGGAUCCUCUGUGAUACUUCACAGCCUUUUAGUAGUUUUAUGCCAAAUUAUGUCUAUGUCGCCUCGUAGUGAUUAAAUAAUUGAAAACUGUUCUCUUUUUAAGAUCACAAGUUUUCGAGGAAGAACCACAUUUCAAUUUACAGUAGAGAAAAACAUUUGCAUUCCAUUAAAGCAGUAUACUAUUUGACAUAAUUUAAUCUUCAGCAACUCAACCCACUGACUGACUCAAUAGUGAGCAUGUUUCUGAAAUGAAACUACAUUAAAAGCAUCAAAGUUGGUUUUUAUUCAAUUGGAAACCCCAACAGAAGAUUCUGAGGAUUCAAAUGUUUUAUUUAGUUUAAGAAUCAGUGGAUGGCAGGUCAUACAAGAACACAGAUGAAUAUAUUUUAUGGAAUAUCAUAUACGUUUCAAUUUAUUUCUAUAGCUAUCAGUUUAGAAAUCUGACACACACUGUUUUGUACAGCGCCUCUAAAGGGACAGAGAUCCUGCAAAUAUAUAUAUAUACAUAGAUAUAUAACAGCACAUAUGUACAUAUUGUCACGGUGUCAUAAUUUCCUGAGGAACUGUAAACAUGGAGGAGCAGAUUACAUUACAUUACAGGCAUUUAGCAGAUGCUCUUAUCCAGAGCGACUUACACGACAUUUUUACAUAGCAUUUUUACAUUGUAUCCAUUUAUACAGCUGGAUAUAUACUGAAGCAAUUUCGGUUAAGUACCUUGCUCAAGGGUACAACGGCAGUGUCCUACCUGGGAUUCGAACCUACGACCUUUCGGUUACAAGUCCAGUUCCUUACCCACUGUGCUACACUCCGUCCGUAUAUGCUUGUGUUUUGUUUUGAAUUUGGCUAUAAAUAUAAAGUUGUUCACUAUCAGACUAUUUUGAAAACAUACAGCCUAUGCUAUGUCCACAUACAUAAUUAAUACAUAGAUAAUAUGUAUUUAAUACUCUUCUGUGUGCAUAUUGGCUAGCGAGAGCUAGUUUGACUAUUCUGAAUAUGUAUGACCUGGCUAUACUCAUUCCUCUGUCACACACAGGAGUAAAUAAAUUCAGUGCAUGUAUUUAGUAAAAGAUGCAAGCUAACUGUCUCUCUCUUGCUUGUUACCAAUGCAUCUAUCUCUCUACCUAGCUAGCUACUAAUCUAAGAUACAUGUAGAUACCGAGAGAGAGAGAUAGCUGUGGCUAGCUAGAUAUAGCUCACAAAUAGAUUGCACAGGAACGAAUACAAAUGCAUAUUCCUAGCUAUAGCCUCUGACAUGGUUAGCAUGAUUUAUGAUGGGGUUGCCAGACUGGGGAAUUUAAAUGUCGGAGAUUAAAAAAAUUAUUGGCGGGAAGUUUUACAAUAAAAAUGUUUGGGGGUCAAUGACAGAUAGGGGAUUUAAAAAUGGGUAUGAGUGAGAAAUUGUGAGAAAUUUGUAUUGUAUUGAGUCAAUUGAAGAUGGGGAUUUUGUCAAGUUUUUUUUUGGGGGGGGGGGGGUGGCGGGGGGAGGGAAUUAAUUAUGGCAUCUGGCACCAUUGGUUGUUGAACUGCUGGUUGCUUCCUGGAACGCUCAUAGUUUUGUGAUUCCAGCUACUCGUUUUUUACUGUGAACUUGGCUUUAAAUAAAAAGAUGUUAGCUAGCUAGACAGUAAUCGAACAGUUUCAUUUCGAACAAUCAAUUGAACAGGUAACAAUAAAAAUAAUAUUAUGGAUCAGUACUGUUAGCUGUGCUGUUACAUCAUACAGUCUCAUAGCACUUGCUUCAUAUACGUUUGAACACCACUGCUGUGAAGUUAAAACAGUUAAUAAACUUUGAUUUCUGUUAGAAAUGUGUUGUUGCGCUCACAUGCACACACUGCUGUCUACGUUCUAAAGCUCCAUUUUGCCCUUCCUAAAGCUAGUUUUAACAACUAACAUUCGGAAAUUAAAGCAUUGCUAUUUUGAUCCAGCACUCAAACUUUUGCUUAGCAUUGUAUAAAUUAUUCAGCUGGGGUUUGCAACAUUAGCCACUUAGCAUGGCAAGAACUAGAUAACAUUAGCUGGCCUAGUUAGGAACCCAUCUGAUUAAGAACCUAUUGCCUGCUAGCUGGCCGACAGCUAGUACAUUAGCAUUUUCUGCUUUGAAGUUUUGGUCUUCAUGGCUGUCGACUGCCAGUACAUUGACAGGAGUGCUGCAACGCAUUUUAAACAAAGGUGUUCUUAACUAUCUAGUGAACACGCUGAGUGGCUAAUGUUGCAAUUGCCAGCUAAAUAAUUGAUAAAAAGUUAGGCAAAUUAGAAUUCUGGAUCAAAGUAACGACUCUUCCUUCUGUCAUCAUUUAAGCAGACAGGCCGAGUGCAGCUCAUCAACCAUGCUAAUUCUGGCAGAAGCUGUGCAUUUAUUUACGCGUGUGUAUAUUAAUAUUAGCCAGCAAAAGAUACAGCCAGCAACUUGCAAGGUAGAAGCAAGUUGGCUAGCAAGACAGACAGACGAACAGAGAUCUAUGUAGCUCUAUUGCUAGCUAGCAAUACAUAGCGUCAACUAGCUAUACACAGCAUAUACUUACUGCUGUGUGUGACAAAGGAACGACUGAGUGUAGGCUAUAUGUAUGGUCCAGCUAAGAUUUUCAUAUUUUAAAUCAUGUUCAAAGCAAAACACAGGCAGCUGCUCCUCCAUGUGUACAGUUUCCCAGGUAAUUAUGACCCUGUGACAAUGACCCAGAAGUACGUAUGUGCUGUUACUUAUACACUUGCUUGUGAGAUCUCGCAAAAGUUAAGCAAGUAAAAUUUUUCUCAUGUCCCUUUAGGGGCUCUGUAGUUUCAUCCAGCAAAAAACACAUGAAUUUAAUGUCUGUCUAUUCCUGGUCCAUCCCUAACUUUUCACAGAUUGUAUCAACUUGUUACUGAUGUAUGAGAAAUGUGAAUGUGAGAUUGUAAACAUUGGGUAUUUAUAAGUAUCUUUUCGAGAUACAAAACACCACAAGAUAAUUGUAUAAAUCUGAUUGAAGUGAGAUAAUCAUAAAUUUAAGAUAAUACUUGCUAACAAAUACUAGCUAAUAUUGACUAGCAAGCAAGCAUAUGCAUUAUUAUUUUGAUAAUCACGUCUCUACACAGGUGAAAGACUAUUCUCUGAUGUGACCAGAUAAAAUAUAAUGACCCUUUAUACAGUGCCGUUAAAAAAAAAAAGUAUUCGCCCCUUUCCUAAUUUACAAUUUCUGUACAAUUUGCAUGUAUAAUUCUAAUUUUACAAUGAGACCAUGCCUGAAUAUAUGCCUUAAUUUCUUAAUUUGAGGAAAAAUAAAAUCAGUAUAAAAGGUACAGCACCAGUAGCAGGGCUAUGAGGCCUGUACCUGACUACAUGAACUCCAGGUUAAAAAAAUUAUGAAUGCAAAUGUGUGAAUGCAUUUAAUGACAAUUUAGUAUACAGCUCACAACCAGUACAAAAGUGUCCUAAUGAUUCACCUGUGGUAUCUGAUAUGGGGUGGUUCACACGCUCAGUAUGCUGAAUCAGUCUGAUGCAUUCCACUGAAAAUAUGAAGCUUCCUGAGUCCUAAAUACUCAGAAAAAGGUUUCAUGGUUUGAGACAGGAUCUAUUCACUAACAUCUUGGACAUUAGCUAAAAAAGAAAACGUUAAGCUCUGUGUUCAAAUGAAUGUGGUAAAAGAAAACACAUUUGAGUUCUUGAUUUUCUUGAAUACUUUCCUUUUCUUGAAUUUGCCAGGAACUGUUCACCAGUUUGCCUCUUUAGUUCUGGACCAAAAUUGCAAUAAAACCAGAUACACUGCCACAUGAGGUAAAGCAUGGAGCACAAUGGAGCGCAUAUGCACAGGGGGAGACAUUCCCAUUUUUAUGGUGUCCAUUUUAGGACAGCGUCAUACUUAUGUUUCAACAACAAAAAACCGCAGCAGACUAAUACUCGUUAUUAGUAAUUAGUUAUUACUAAUAAUAAUAACUAGGGUUGGGCGGUAUGGGCAAAAUACCUUAUAUUUUUCAUAUUGAUGGUAUGGCAGUAUUUGAUCGUAUAUGGUUUUCCAAUACAAAUUCCACAAAAAACUGAAAUAUACUGUAACUAUAAAAAAUAAGAAUCGAAAUGCGGUAAUAAUAAUUUUCAUUAUUUAAGAAUAUAAGAAUAUAAGAAUUGGCUAGUAAACAUUAAAACCCCUAAUAUGCAACCUGAAAAUGUUCAGCUACAAUACAACAAAUUCAAGAAAAAUAAAAAGAUUUGAAAUUAUAUAGGCUGACUAGAUCAGCUUUUUUCCCCAAGACUUUUCUUUUUGGAACCAAAAAUAUCCAUCCAGAAUUACUAAAUUCCUAAAAAUGUGCAGUUAAGUUUUGCUGGUUUCGUAAACUGAGUAUAGAAACAAAAAAGAGGCCUACUAUUAUGUGAACAUGAACAUUAUGCACCCCCCUGCCCCUUUCCCCUUUUUUGAAUACCAAUAUAUGGUCAUCGUAAAUGAAAUUUAAAAAAAAAACAAUAAACAAUUUCAGCAAUAUUGAGUGAUAAUAUCGUCAAAAAUUUUUUUAA